AUAAGCAUGUAUAUGUAUAUGUAUAUUUGAGAAGUUUUCUUUCUCUAAUCAGUGUUCUUUCGGCGCUAUCGGAUAAACGAUCUCUUUACUAAAUUAUGCGUCAAGCAGUCAUAUUUUCGAUACUUGUGGCCAUUGCCGUGUGCAUUUUUCAUGCAUUUGUAAACGCAGAGAGUUGUACACUCGCCUCAGAUUGCAAAUCCACGGCAUGCAAUACUGGGUACCAUGUAGUAUGCGAACACAAAGAGACCGGAGUUGUUCAAGAUGCCGGCCUAUGUACCUGCGCAGUGGACAACUUAAAUUGCACAUCUAAAGAUGAUUGUCUGGCCUUGAACCUACCCAGCUACACGUGUAUCAGUGAUGAUCACAAACACUGUUAUGAUAACAAGUGCAUCUGUACUUGGUGGUGAACAUGAAACGCCCACUUAAAUACCGAUGCAACUUUAUGUUUUGCAUAUUCCGGCUUCUAAAUUAAUAAAGCAUCAAUUUAUUGUUU
Messenger RNA from Mercenaria mercenaria, 493 nucleotides. RefSeq names its product serine protease inhibitor Cvsi-2-like. The record is from RefSeq and is a predicted model, not a curated record. Lineage: Eukaryota; Metazoa; Mollusca; Bivalvia; Venerida; Veneridae. The transcript has 3 exons. Bases 96 to 407 code for a protein of 103 amino acids.